AUGGUGUUUCUUUCAAAAGUUUUCAAGAGCAAGGAUUCGUCAAAAGCUGGCACAAAGCACAAAGUCCAACAGGUCGAUACCAGCCAAAGGCACAUGCCACUGGCGAAGCCUAGAUUUGUGUCGACAUGGAACAGCAGAGAGAUUGACCCGGAGGAGGUCGAAGAGCUCAUACAAGUAUGCACUCUGAUUCUCAAAUCAAGAGCUGAAGCACUCGACACACCGUUCUUGCUCUUGCCAUUCAGACCCGAGACCGACACCAUACCCGCAAAGACCUUCAUCAACAACUUCUUCAAAGGUAAUCGCGAGGGGAGUAGGCAUUAUACUGGUUCAAGUCUCCGCAGGGAGCUUGUCCUUACCGAUCCAGCUAUAUUAUGUAGUGUUCUCAAAUGGUGCUGGAGCCGCAUGCCCGGCGGCGUCGUCACAUGGCCAGUGUAUCAUGGGUUUUCUCUGGGCGAAAGAGAUUCCAACAUGGCGAGAAACGCCUUCCACACUUUCGUCCCCAUGAGUGUCGACUCGAACGCUCGAAAGAACAUCAUCUACAACUUCUUUGAUCUCUUGACGGCAAUCGCUGCUCACGGCAAGACCAAUGGCUUUGGCGGCAGAAAACUCUCCCGUAUGGCUGGUUGGUGGGCAUUUGAACACUCCGAUGAUGGUAAAGGAUUCGAAGGCGGCUACAGAUCUUGGUUGGCUGCUGCAGAUGCUUCUAGCCAUCUCUUCUUCGGCUACCUUAGAUCCCUCAAUCCCGAGGCUCUGGAUGGAUUUACUGGAAUCAAUGGACUCCCUCGAUCCAUCCAAGCACUAGUGGCCCAAACGGAGUAUCCGCCAGAAGCGCCCUUGCUCAUGUCGAAGCCGACACCGAAAGUUGUAAUGCUCGUCGAUGUCGUAUCCCCUGGCCCAUUCGCCCUGCUCCGAAGAGCCAACAACUUCGAAUACCGGGACGAGGACUUGCAGAUGUUCUCCGAAUACUCUGAUCCCGCUCAAGCCUUGACCGAAGAAUGCAGACGUGUUCUAAACUGUAUCACAUCUGCGAAUCAGUCUACAGCAGUCCGAUCUCAGAGCAACAUGAGCAUUGGAAUGGACAGUCUUAACAAUAGGCCGGAUGAAUCGUGGUCGCAUUUCCAGGACUUUGGUUUCUCGUCAAUCGGCGACGAUGCAAACGAUACUAUGAGCGGCGCAUCCUCACCCAGCCUCGAGCCAAGGCUAUCCGGUCUGAGAUCUGCCCCUCGAUCUCGUGCCAACGACGGCGGACGUCCCACAACACCCUCUUGGGCAGACUUCCUGAACUCUGGCUUUGUAGACGAGGGUACCGAUGUCAACCCAACACCCAUACGAAUGCUGAUGCCACCUGAUAAGGUGCUUCCUCCGAUCAAUGGUGGUCCUCCAAGAUCUUCCAAUGGUUACCAAGAAGAAGAUAUCAACCCAGGCGAACUAGCUAGUAUCACAAAGUUCGACCUUGAUGACAGUUUCUGGUGGGUCUGGAUGACUAGUCUUGCAAGUGAAGAGCCUGCUGGUAGAAAGGCCGUCUUCGGUCGAUGUGCACUCGUUGAGACUGGUAUACUUCGUGGUCGCUGGAUUCUUUUGGAAGAACAGAUCAAAAGCGCUGCUCCCGAGCCGGAAGAGGGUGCAUACAUCGCGGAGAAGAAAUCACGCUUUGGUUUCAGCCGUAGAGGCAAGACGAGCCGUAGGAAGUCGGCUACUCUGCCACCCAAAGCAUAUGACAGUCCUCAAUCGCAGGAACGAACAGCAUCGACAACGCCUAACAAGACCAGCAUUUCACCUGACCAGCAAGCAAGAAUCAGAGCUGCUGCUGCAACUCUCGUUCGACAGAACGUGAAGCCAAACGAAACCCCCAGUGGACAACGCCGUGGACGACAUGAUGAUGCUUCCUCGAUGAAAACCAACAGUGUCCUGACGCUAGGUCUGACAAGCGAAGCAGCGCCGGCGAUGAAGUGGGCUCACACUUUCGACAAAGAAGCCACACGUAAGCAGUAUCUGGGCGAUAACUUCGCCGGCAAGGGAACACCUGUAGACAUACAUGUUCCUGAUAAUGCAUCCAUGUUCGCCGAAACAAAGGGCUCUAACAAGCCUCUGCCUUCUCCAGAUGCUCGCAAACCCUCAAUUUCCGUCUCGGAUUACGAGAUACCAUCAGGUCCAGAACAACCGAAUGCAAGCGUCGAAGAAUUGUCUCAUCCGCCUGCACCAGUCACAAAGGCCGAAUCCCCGUCUCUCAGCGCCUCCAUCAUCUCUGAACGACCUGUGGUACAAAAUGCAACAGAGGUCCCGGCUGUGCCUUCUAUACCGAAAGUCACUCAAGUAGGAAGGAAGCCAGUCCCGGAACGCAAGAACAAUGUCCAGAACCACCCAGCAUUUAGACCAUCGAUGGAAGGACAGAGACCUGCCAAUCCCGAAACAUCGGCAGUGAAAGCUGCAAGAGAAGCAUGGGAAGCUAAAGCAGCUAACUACAGUCCUGAAGUCAUGGCACACGAGAAUAAGCGUCCUGGCGGUUUCAAGAGAAUGUUCAGUAGGAGGGAUAAGAGCGAUGAUGGCAAGCGCAAUUUCAAUGGUCAACAGCCGUCGGCAUCCAUGACUAGCCUGGCACCUCCUUCAGAGACAAACCUUGGAAGAAAGUUAUCGCUCCUUCGCAAGAAGUCAACUACUCCGACUCCUCCGGCACAACCUAUCAUGCCAACAGCCGAGCCUCUAUUCCCACGCCGUGCUGUACCGAACUCUCUGGCACCCGCCUCGGAGCCAAGCCCACCUGCAGUCAGCCCCUUGGAGCCAACCUUCUCACAACAGCAUCUCGCAGUCGACGAUCAUAUGGUUUCACCCAUGCAUUCCGAGGACAGAAGCAAUGUUGAUGAAGAUUUCCAACGCUUUGAUCAGGGACCGCUCUCGGAUGCUCCUGCCUGGACGCCUCGCGAAUCGAUUGACUCACAUUUGCAAGAAGAAGAGGCACACAAGGCGGAUCUGGAAGCUGGACAUCUGAAUGCACCCGGCGGCUUCCCCGAAACUCCCAUGGAGACACCUAUGGAACAGACCGAGCCUGUCUAUGAUUCUGCUCAGCCUGUUGCAAACAACCUGGAUAGAUGGGCUCAGAUCAGAAAGAAUGCUGCAGAGAGAGCUGCACGGAUCAGCGAGGAUCAAAACUCUCGCCGACCAUCUCAUUUUACUACAGGAACAGAGGAUGAGGGCGAUACCAGCGGCGAAGAGUCCAUCGAGGACCGAGUUGCCCGCAUCAAGGCCCGUGUUGCUCAUCUGACCGGCAAUCUGGAGAGAGCCCCCACGAGCGUACCUCGUUACUGA
Molecule: messenger RNA, 3303 nt
Organism: Aureobasidium pullulans EXF-150
Lineage: Eukaryota; Fungi; Ascomycota; Dothideomycetes; Dothideales; Saccotheciaceae
Product: DUF1708-domain-containing protein
Exons: 4
Coding region: 1-3303 (1100 amino acids)
Source: RefSeq, a predicted model, not a curated record